Triticum aestivum (bread wheat) is the source of this 2510-nucleotide messenger RNA. RefSeq lists its product as uncharacterized. The record is from RefSeq and is a predicted model, not a curated record. Bases 1420 to 2322 code for a protein of 300 amino acids. NCBI's taxonomy places the organism in Eukaryota, Viridiplantae, Streptophyta, Magnoliopsida, Poales, Poaceae. The transcript is spliced from 2 exons.
CCCAAAUCAGCCGCCGGCGCCGGCGCCUCAAUCUCCCGACCUCACUUUCUUCUCCACCCGCCGCCCCAAAUACAUCCUCCCCUCCUCCCCUCCCGCGCGCCGCCACCUCUCGGCACCACUGAGGGCACCCGCAGCUCGGCCACCCUUCUUCCCCCCUCUUCCUCCAUUACUCAUCUUCUUCUGUUUGCUCACCUCCUCAAUCCUUCAAUAUAUCCACUGCUCGUCUACUCACCUGCAGAUCUGGGGAGUGCCAUCCUCAGGAGAGGAGCUCGAGCGCGCAGCAAUGGCCGCCUCUGUUCCCCCGCCUGCAAAGAGAAGGAAGGAGGAUCCAACGCCCUCUCCGCUCCUUCCGGCCGCAGGAUGGUCCGCCCUCCCGCCGGACCUCGUCCGCCGCGUCGCCGACUCCCUACUGGCCACCAAAUACCUUGACUGCUACAUGGACUACCGCGCCGUCUGCUCCGGCUGGCGCGCGGCCACCGACGACCCCAGGUCAGGGUGGACGACACGAGCGGUCUUUCGGACCGGCUCGUGGCCCGCUCGGUCCGGGCCAGCUCGGUCCUAGCUCGAUGGAAAAAACAGCCGGUCCGAGCUGCAGAAUCUGGCCCGAAAGUUUGUCGGUCCGGUCCGGGCUUUCACCGAGCCAGCUCGCAGGACCGAGAAACCGAAGCAUCGGCGUGGCGGGAGCGUGGCGGGAGCAUGGCGGCGGCACGGUGAGCAACGAGUGGGGCGUGGCUGGGGCGUGCGGGCGGCAUGGCGGGGGCGUGGCGGGGCUGUGGCGAGUGCGUGGCGACCCAGGCAUGGCGGGGGCGCAAGAAACUGUCGCCGUUCAUGUCCGCCGCCGCGGGGGCCGUCGUCCGCGCGGCCACUCGACUCGCUGGCCCUGGAAACUAUGUCCACUGGACGCACCCCACUCGGAUCUGUCGUAUGCACCAACGAAAACGACAUGGGAGGACCUGCAUCGCCACAUCGGGCAUCAUCUUUUUCAUCUCCGUCCACCGGCCGUCGUGCCAAAUUCGUCGCCGAUGAGCUCGCUCUGGUGAUCUUCUUGGCUCCUCUAGCUCCCUCUGACUCUUCCAAAGCUGCCUGACAUCUCCACAUCGAGCUCCGCUGCCUCCAGCGCCCUCCCCGUGUCGCCAUGCUCCGGCGCGUGCUCUGUGGUGAACUCCGGCCGGUCCAAACGAGCCGCUCGGUCCGGCUCGGGCUUCGUCCCUGCCGGUCCGGUCCCGGAAAACAGGACCGUGACGCUGCUCGGUCCGGUCCGGUCCGGACCGCCGACGGCCGGUCCAAAGGACAGCUCGGUCAGGGACCGGACCGGCCCGGACCGUGUCCACCCUGAACCCCAGGAGCGACGCCACCGACCCCCGCUUCCGCCCGCGCCGCUGGAUCGUCCUCGACGAGGUCUUCCCGAGCCAAGGAAAGAUGCUCCUGUUGAAUACCGACUCCGGCCGCUUUCUCCACAGAGAACUCCCGCUGCUCAACGACCACCAUAUCGUGGCAACCACUCGCAAUGGCUACCUGGUCCUGGCAGACAAAAGCCCUCCUCACGCGGCCAGCGUCCUCAACCCUCUCACCGGCGUUGUCAUCCGUUUCGUGGCGCCGGUGCCCAGCGAGGUGGGAUCCGCCGCUGUCGUCUUUUUUGACCAUGCUUCGCUCGCCCUCACCUUGUUCUGCGAUUCAUCUCACAAUAUUUACACGGCCUGCCGCGACAAAAUUGGUUUUUUCGUCCAGGAGGUUCCGGGACCGGAAGCAUAUUACGAUAUACUCCGUAAGGCGCUACUGCUGGAUGGUGUUUACGCAGACAUGUUUGAUGAAUCGACAUUUGAGGGCGUGGUUGAUGAUUUAUGCAGUUUGCUUCAUGAGGUUGUCAUGUUUUUCUCUGGUGGUCUUCCAGAUGUAAACGACCUCAAAUGGUUUCCAUUACUGUGUUUGGAUAGCCAUAUGUUGCUUGUCGUGAGUACAAAGGGAUCAACCUUUGUUUUUAAAAAGGACAUCAAGAUAGGUAAGCUCGUGGCUUUGGACAACAUCAACAACUAUGCCAUCUUCAUUGGACAUCAGAGGUGCCUGGCCAUUGAUGUCGAUAAGUUCCCAGGCAUUGAGGCAAACUGCGUCUACUACACCAAAAUUCUGGGUUUGUCUGCUCACAUCUGCAAGUGCAACAUCAAGGACAGGAAAGUAGAGAGGAUAUCUGAAGCUGCAGAGUUUGUGAAGCAGGGCAAACAGUUUGUCCUUGUUGUCGACCGCCCUUUCACGAUCAUCCACCUUCUCUCCAGCUACACCAUCAACAUCCCGGAGUCUCAACUCGCCUUGCAACAGAUUCCAUAAGACGCCAGCAGAUCUUCGUCCAACUUUGCAUUGGGGAGAUUGAUCUUGAUGAUCGACCGGCAAGGCUAUUCUUUUGCGAAUUAAUUGUUCCUGUUUUCUCUCUAGUGUUUAUUGUUUUGUUAUUUUGGUUAUGCCUUGCCAUGUUAUCCUGGGUUAGAUCAUUUUUAGUGGAACUACUGUUUGCUGUC